CCUCCAUGUCACCUGCUCAUUUACAUCAAUAUGCCGCUUCGCUUAACCAGGGACAACUAUCUGAAUCGCUUCCAUCUAGUCAGGUGCGGUACUGCUGCUUCUUUUGGUGUUUCACCGCCCGGAUCUCGACAUGGUAGCCAGGAGUCUUUAAAAAAAUAUAAUGCAAUCAAUACGCUUAGUGCAUUACAAACUCCCACAUCAGUAACUCGGGAAGCUGUUGUAGCCGCUCAAAAGAAAAAGGGCAUCAAAUCAAGCUUAGGAAGACUUUUUAGUAAAAAGGAAAAGUGUAAAACAGGUAAAGAUUCUUCUAUGUCUGAUGGAUCAGUUAGUAUGAUGUCCAUGAGUGGCCUAUCACUCAUUAGUGAUGUCGAUUCAAAUUAUGAUACAAUCACAGUAUACAAAAUGCCUGGUAAAACAACGUCAAUCGACUAUUGUAGACAGAAAAAGAAAGAACAUGAUUAUCGACAUGAUUUGCUGGGUGAAGCCAUGAAAGCCGGAACUCCAUUUGCUCUAUGGAAUGGACCAACAAUAGUCGCAUGGUUGGAACUAUGGGUUGGUAUGCCAGCCUGGUAUGUCGCUGCUUGUAGAGCUAAUGUUAAGUCAGGAGCAAUAAUGAGUGCAUUAAGUGAUACCGAAAUCCAGCGCGAAAUUGGCAUCAGUAAUCCUCUACAUAGAUUGAAGCUAAGAUUGGCAAUACAAGAAAUGGUAUGCUUGACAUCUCCAUCUGCUCCACCUACAACUCGAACAACUUUAGCGUUUGGUGAUAUGAACCAUGAAUGGAUAGGAAACUACUGGUUACCUGGACUGGGCCUUCCGCAGUACCGAACAACAUUUAUGGAAUGCCUUGUGGAUGCCCGAAUGCUGGACCAUUUGAACAAGAAAGAUCUCAGAGGACAGCUCAAAAUGGUAGACAGUUUUCAUCGAACUAGCCUCCAAUAUGGGAUUUCCUGCCUAAAGCGGUUGAACUACGACAAGAACAUCCUCGAAGAAAGGAGAAAAGCGUCAGAAAACACUUCGGAUGAUGUUUUAGUAUGGAGCAAUGAUAGAGUAAUACGUUGGAUCCAGUCGAUAGGUUUAAAGGAAUAUGGAAAUAACUUGUUAGAGUCUGGUGUACAUGGAGCGCUCGUUGCGCUGGAUGAAGGUUUUGAUGCUAAUUCAUUAGCAUUAGCCCUUCAAAUUCCAACACAAAACACUCAGGCAAGGCAAACACUAGAGGCAGAAUUUAACAAACUUCUCGAAUUUGCCACAGAUAGGCGAAUAGACACUGAUCAACUAAAGUCUUGACACAAUGCAAAUAUAUCUAGUCUACAAGAAUAAUAAAAACAUGAAACUAAUAUAAAUAAUACUAGCAAUUGUCAUUAGUCAUGCCUUAAGGCAAUAUAAUAGUAAUCUUUAUUAUCUCUGUAAAUAUUUGAUAAAUUUUAAUGAUAGCAAACUACACUUAAGAUUAUCUAUUACAAUGUAUUAUAAACAGAUAGGAUGAAAUUAAAUUAACAUGGCAUAACGAGCAGUAUUCAAACACAA
Ochlerotatus camptorhynchus is the source of this 1524-nucleotide messenger RNA. RefSeq names its product liprin-alpha-1-like. Gene Ontology annotation, biological process: synapse organization. The record is from RefSeq and is a predicted model, not a curated record. Lineage: Eukaryota; Metazoa; Arthropoda; Insecta; Diptera; Culicidae. Gene Ontology annotation, molecular function: protein binding. Bases 31 to 1284 code for a protein of 417 amino acids. Gene Ontology annotation, cellular component: presynaptic active zone. The transcript is spliced from 7 exons.